Molecule: messenger RNA, 744 nt
Organism: Hyaena hyaena (striped hyena)
Lineage: Eukaryota; Metazoa; Chordata; Mammalia; Carnivora; Hyaenidae
Product: putative olfactory receptor 2B8
Exons: 1
Biological process (GO): G protein-coupled receptor signaling pathway
Cellular component (GO): membrane
Molecular function (GO): G protein-coupled receptor activity; olfactory receptor activity
Source: RefSeq, a predicted model, not a curated record
AUGGAAAGAUUCAACAACACCUUUCCUCAUCCCAAUGGCUUUGUUCUGGUGGGCUUCUCUGAAUGGCCCAGACUAGAAAUGGUUCUUUUUGUGGCUGUCUCCGCCUUUUACAUAAUGACCCUCCUUGGAAAUUCAGCCAUCAUUUUCUUGUCCCGCCUUCAUCCCAGACUCCACACGCCCAUGUAUUUCUUUCUGGCUAAUCUCUCUUUUUUGGACCUCUGCUACACUACCUCCACUGUCCCACAGAUGCUGGUCAACAUACAGAGCCACCAGAGAAACAUCAGCUACACAGGAUGCAUAGCUCAGCUUUUCAUCUUCCUUGGCUUAGGAUCCACUGAGUGCAUACUUCUCUCAGUAAUGGCCUUUGAUCGUUAUGUCGCUAUCUGCCAGCCUCUCCAUUACACAGUUAUCAUGCAUUCUCGGCUUUGCCAACAAAUGGCGGCAGUGGCUUGGGGAACAGGUUUCAGUAACUCCUUGGUGCAAACAGUGUUGACUUUCCUGUUACCUCGCUGUGGUCAAUAUCGGGUAGAAAAUUUCUUCUGUGAGGUACCUGCUAUGCUUCAAUUAUCAUGUGUUGAUACAUGGACCAACGAAGUCGAGAUGUAUGCCGCUGUGGUGAUCAUAAAAGUUAUACCUGUUGGAUUAAUUCUGUUCUCUUACAUCAACAUUGUCAGGGCAGUGGUUGGGAUCCAAUCUCCCGAGGGUCGCAAGAAGGCAUUCAACACAUGUGGGUCUCAUCUGCUG